This is a messenger RNA of Arctia plantaginis, 1854 nucleotides long. The record is from the annotation of a GenBank genome assembly. Lineage: Eukaryota; Metazoa; Arthropoda; Insecta; Lepidoptera; Erebidae.
AUGAAUGACAACGACGAGGAACUCACUACAUUUUGUGAUUCAGCGGCAGCGCUGGUGGAAGGAUGCCGUUUACCAGUUCGAAUGCAAGGUGGCGAGGACUGGCCACUGGCUGAGAUUAUAAGCAUAAAAGAAAUACGUGGUCAAAGGGGAUAUUAUGUACACUAUGUUGACUUUAACAAACGUUUGGACGAAUGGGUGGGAGAGUCAUGGCUGGAUACAAGAAAGGUCCAAUUUCCUCGCAGAGAUGGCAUUGCAGCGGGAGGCACCACCACUCCAAAGAAAACACAUAUUGGAUCAGGAGGUGGCGUUAUGCCUAAUUUUAUUAAUGAGACUGUCUGCAAUGAUAGUCAGAAGUCUAGUAUCAAUUCAAGUAGACACGCUAUUGUGCCCCAACCAACUCCAAUAAUACAGCCAACCCCACCAAAAAUACCUGAAAAGGCCCAUCUUAAUGCACUCAAUGGUUCUGCACCAAAAAAUGUACUUGGUAUUUUAGCCGGCGAACCCAGGCAGCUGGUGUCCCGGCCAGCGAGUCCUACUCUUGUUAACGACUCAUCAUCACUUGUCAAUGGCGGUGCAGUUCUUGCAGCUGCCUUACAGAAGAAAAUUAACAGAAAACGAAAAGCUCCAUCUAUUGACAAUGAGGAACCUAAACACAACUCAAAAACGUUUCAAACGGACCACAAUCCUGCAGUGGAGACAGAAGGGAGUGAGACUACUGUGAGUGGUACAGCCACACCCACCACAAGGCCUCGACAGUCUGGAAGUAUGGUGGCACAUGGCCAUGAUGAUCUUGUCACUAGGAUGAAAAAUAUCGAAAUGAUUGAACUCGGACGACAUAGAAUAAGGCCGUGGUAUUUUGCACCUUAUCCACAGGAGAUGGUGAACCUACCUUGUAUUUACAUCUGUGAAUUCUGUUUGAAAUAUCGAAAAAGUAAAAAGUGCCUUGAGAGACAUUUGAUUAAAUGUAAACUAAAACAUCCCCCCGGCAAUGAGAUCUACAGGAAAGGUAGCAUCUCCUUCUUCGAGAUCGAUGGGCGGAAGAACAAAUGCUACGCACAAAAUCUAUGCCUGCUGGCUAAACUGUUUCUGGACCACAAGACCUUGUAUUACGACACGGAUCCUUUCUUGUUUUAUGUUAUGACUGAGUUUGACGCCAGAGGAUUUCAUAUUGUGGGAUAUUUUUCGAAAGAGAAGGAAAGUACAGAAGACUACAAUGUGGCAUGCAUAUUGACCCUACCUCCGUACCAAAGAAAAGGCUAUGGAAAACUUCUCAUAGAGUUUAGUUACGAGUUAUCCAAAUUUGAAGGAAAGACUGGAUCGCCAGAGAAACCACUCUCUGACCUCGGUCUGCUAUCGUACCGGAGUUAUUGGGCUCAAACAAUAUUGGAUAUACUCACACACAUCAAACCCGUUGGCGAUAACGAAAAACCGAUCAUUACCAUUAAUGAAAUCUGCGAGCUAACCAGUAUAAAGAAAGAAGAUGUUAUAAGCACACUCCAGAAUCUUAACCUUAUAAAUUACUAUAAGGGCCAGUACAUCAUCUCCGUAAAUGAGCAACACGAAAAAGCCAUGGAGAAGAGGACACUACGCAUCGAUCCUAAAUGCUUGCAUUGGACGCCUAAAGAUUGGUCAAAACGUGCAAAAUGUGAAAUCUGCGAGCUAACCAGUAUAAAGAAAGAAGAUGUUAUAAGCACACUCCAGAAUCUUAACCUUAUAAAUUACUAUAAGGGCCAGUACAUCAUCUCCGUAAAUGAGCAACACGAAAAAGCCAUGGAGAAGAGGACACUACGCAUCGAUCCUAAAUGCUUGCAUUGGACGCCUAAAGAUUGGUCAAAACGUGCAAAAUGCGUUUGA